AUGUGCCACAAUUCCGCUGGCCCUCUGGGUCAUUCGUGCCGCCCUUGCAAUACCCCUUGCAACUGCAACAGUGCUGCCGUAAACCCCGACAACACUGAAGAUAAGGCAGCCGAGCCGAUUCCUGAGCUCGUAGUCGAGUCUGCUGGCGGCGACUCAGCUGACGCCAACCACAUGAACACGUCGACGUCAGGUGGCGAGCACGAGACGUCUUCAUCGUCCUCGAGCAACAUUGAUGGUGCGCAGCAGACGCCCGACUAUCACGACGAGAACAAGAUUGCCCAUGAACGGCACCACCAUUCUCAACCUACUGGGCGUGCGAGAUUGUAG
Messenger RNA from Anthostomella pinea, 327 nucleotides. The record is from the annotation of a GenBank genome assembly. Lineage: Eukaryota; Fungi; Ascomycota; Sordariomycetes; Xylariales; Xylariaceae.